Molecule: messenger RNA, 1686 nt
Organism: Argiope bruennichi
Lineage: Eukaryota; Metazoa; Arthropoda; Arachnida; Araneae; Araneidae
Exons: 9
Coding region: 229-1446 (405 amino acids)
Molecular function (GO): flavin adenine dinucleotide binding; sarcosine oxidase activity
Source: RefSeq, a predicted model, not a curated record
UUACUGCCAUCUAUUGGAAGAGUUUUUCCCUAACUUAAGAGCAAAGACGUGUGAAGAAAUGGAUUCAUUCUACAGCGGACUGCGUAAUUGUUUUUUGGAGUCGUUCUUGUUUUUUCGCGGUGAAUAAAAAAAACCGUGCAAUUCCAGUCAUUCUACGAAUUACGUAAUUCUCAGUAAUAAGUUUCUUGAACGCUGAAGAGGAAAGAAGGAUUACGAGAUUUCGUAAACAUGGCUGAAGAUGUUUAUGAUUUGUGCAUUGUUGGUGCUGGCAUGUUCGGAUCUGCCGCUGCAAGACACGCGUCGACUAAUUCAAGGUUAAAAGUGUGCUUGAUUGGACCCAGGGAGCCAACUGUCGAAGAGAGCAAAGACAGGAAGAUUUUCAGCUCCCACUAUGACGAAGGAAGAAUUGUUCAAAUAAUGGAAGAGAAUACCCACCUCACUGUUUUAUCCAAACACUCUAUAAGUAGAUUUCCGGAAACAGAGAAAAUGUCAGGAAUCAAGUUUUACAAUCCUGUUGGCUUUCUACUAGCGUCAGAAAAAGAAAAUAAAAAUAUGAUAAACUUGACCCAAACACUUCUUUCUCAUAAUAUUCCUUUCCUCGACUUGUCUGACAAUGAUGCAUUCAAGAAAAGGUUCCCAUAUUUGCAACUGGAGUCCUGUGACUGCCGUCUGUUUGAUGCCAAUGGCGCGGGCUACGUGAGUGCGAGAAAGCUGGUGGAAGCACAGAAAAAAGUUGCGUCCUCACAAGGAUGCAAAAUAAUAGAAGAUAUCGUUUGUGAAGUGAAUGAUCUGGAUGGAGGAAUACAUAAAAUUAUUACAGAGAAAAAUAAGAUUAUCAAAGCUAAGAAAGUUUUAAUUUGUGCAGGUGCUUUUACUAAUUAUAACCGCUUACAACCUGUAGGGAAAGUGAAAAUGAUUAUCAAUAAGGAAACGGUUGCAAUGCUUAGACUUUCUGAACAAGAAGCCAAAAAUUUAAGUUCCAUGCCCUCGAUGACGUACUUCAUGAAAAGAGACGACUUGCCUCAUUUACUGAACGGAGCUUAUAUUUUGCCUCCUAUGCAAUAUCCUGAUGGACAAUAUUAUUUAAAAGCUGGUCGUGACGGCAUAUUGCCGAGGUCGACAGAGCCAAGUCUGGAAGAAGUUCAAAAAUGGUACAACAACGACGGCGAUGUUGAACUUGUGGACCAACUCUUAUGUUUACUAAAACAAUUACUCCCAAAUGUGAAGUUUGAACAAGUGGGUAGCAAGACUUGUUUAACGUGUCAUAAUUCUACCGGGCUACCUUACGUCGAUUGCGUCACUCCUACCAUUUCCAUAGCGGCGGUUGGCAAUGGAUGCGGAGCUGUGAUCUGUGAUGAAAUCGGGAGAAUAGCAGCGGAGUUAAGUACAAGUGGAAAAUGGGUUUCCGAAUUACCUAAAAGCCUUUUUGAAGCAAGGCUGGAAUAAUAUUAUCACUAUUUAUUUUUAACUGUGGUGACAUGUACCAAUGGACACAUAUCUCUGUAAUUAUUUCAUAAUUAUAUGUUUGUAUUUAGUGAAAUAUCGUCCUUACUUCAUUGCAGAUUGAACGGAUGAUUUUUUUUGUAAAUAAAGACCUUGUAAGCAUUAAUAAAUUCACUAACAAUAAUUUAAAUGCGGACCUUGCUCGGCGUUUAGCGCAAGUAGAAGAAAAUGAACCAUAAUAAA